CGUCUUCUCCCAUUUAGUGCUGUGGAGCUGCGCCUGCACAUGGCACUGGUUUGCCAGCCGGGGGUACCUGUGGAGGCCCAGUGUGGGCCCCAGCUAUGCCCACGCCAGUGCCUUCAGACCAACCCAUGUGACGUGUGCAACAGCACCAACCUUCCCGAAGUGGAGAUCAUCAGCCUGCUGGAGGAGCAGCUGCCUCAUUAUAAGCUGAGAGCCGACACCAUCUAUGGUUACGACCACGAUGAUUGGCUCCACACGCCCCUCAUCUCCCCAGACGCCAACAUCGACCUCACCACCGAGCAGAUUGAGGAGACGCUGAAAUACUUCCUUCUCUGUGCUGAGAGAAUUGGCCAGAUGACUAAGACGUACAAUGACAUAGACGCUGUCACUCGGCUUCUCGAGGAGAAAGAGCGGGACCUGGAGCUGGCUGCACGCAUUGGCCAGUCACUGCUGAAGAAGAACAAGGCCCUCAGUGAGCGGAACGAGCUGUUGGAGGAGCAGGUGGAGCAUGUCCGAGAGGAGGUCUCCCAGCUCCGCCAUGAGCUGUCCAUGAAGGACGAGCUACUACAGUUCUACACCAGCGCCGCGGAGGAGAGCGAGCCUGAGUCUGUCUGCUCCACCCCGCUGAAGAGAAACGAGUCGUCCUCCUCUGUGCAGAAUUACUUCCACCUGGAUUCUCUUCAGAAGAAGCUGAAGGACCUCGAGGAGGAGAAUGUCGUCCUGCGGUCCGAGGCCUGCCAGCUGAAGACUGAGACCAUCACCUAUGAGGAAAAGGAACAGCAGCUGGUCAACGACUGUGUGAAGGAGCUCAGGGAUGCCAACGUGCAGAUCGCUAGCAUCUCGGAGGAGCUGGCCAAGAAGACGGAGGAUGCUGCCCGCCAGCAGGAGGAGAUCACGCACCUGCUCUCACAGAUCGUGGAUCUGCAGAAGAAAGCAAAAGCUUGCACAGUGGAGAAUGAGGAGCUCGUGCAGCACCUGGGGGCUGCCAAAGAUGCCCAGCGGCAGCUCACGGCCGAGCUUCGAGAGCUGGAGGACAAGUAUGCGGAGUGCAUGGAGAUGCUGCACGAGGCCCAGGAGGAGCUGAAGAACCUGCGGAACAGGACCAUGCCCAGCACCACGGCCCGGCGCUACCACUCGCUGGGCCUCUUCCCCAUGGACUCCCUUGCGGCGGAGAUCGAGGGCACUAUGCGUAAAGAGCUGCAGCUGGAGGAGCCUGAGUCUCCAGACAUCGCGCACCAGAAGCGCGUCUUUGAGACUGUGAGGAAUAUCAACCAGGUGGUCAAGCAGAGGUCGCUGACCCCCUCACCCAUGAACAUCCCUGGCUCCAACCAGUCCUCGGCCAUGAACUCCCUGCUGUCCAGCUGUGUCAGCACCCCCCGGUCCAGCUUCUACGGCAGCGAUGUGGGCAACAUCGUCCUGGACAACAAGACCAACAGCAUCAUCCUGGAAACCGAGGCAGCUGACCUGGGGCCCGAUGAGCUCACGAAGAAGCCAGGUACGCCAGGCACUCCGGGCACCCACGACCUGGAGACAGCGCUGAGGCGGCUGUCCCUGCGCCGCGAGAACUACCUGUCGGAGAGGAGGUUCUUCGAGGAGGAGCAGGAGAGGAAGCUGCGGGAGCUGGCAGAGAAGGGCGAGCUACGAAGUGGCUCCCUCACGCCCACUGAGAGCAUCUUGUCCCUGGGCACCCACUCGCGCCUCUCAGAGUUCACCGGCUUCUCGGGCAUGUCCUUCAGCAGCCGCUCCUACCUGCCGGAGAAGCUGCAGAUUGUGAAGCCACUGGAAGGUUCUGCCACCCUCCACCACUGGCAGCAACUGGCCCAGCCUCACCUUGGGGGCAUCCUGGACCCCCGGCCUGGUGUGGUCACCAAAGGCUUCCGGACGCUGGACGUUGACAUGGACGAAGUGUACUGCCUUAACGACUUUGAGGAAGACGACACAGGUGACCACAUUCCCCUCCCGGGCCUAGCUACCUCCACGCCAGUGCAGCACCCAGAGACCUCAGGUGAGAGGUUCCAGGCACGUGUGACUGUCCCAGGCAGCAGGAGCUCCCCCGAGGAGAUGCAGGAGCCACCCGAGCCCACGGAGGAGGAGGGGUCUGCGAAUCACCCCGGGAAGUGCAUGUCCCAGACCAACUCCACCUUCACCUUCACUACCUGCCGCAUCCUGCACCCCUCCGACGAGCUCACGCGGGUCACGCCAAGCCUUAACUCAGCCCCGACUCCAGCUUGUGGCAGCACUGGCCACCUGAAGUCCAUGUCGGUGGCCACACCGUGCACUCCACGGAGGCUGAGUCUGGCCGAGUCCUUCACCAACACCCGCGACUCCACGACCACCAUGAGCACGUCGCUGGGGCUCGUGUGGCUGCUGAAGGAGCGCGGUAUCUCGGCCGCUGUGUACGACCCCCAGAGCUGGGACCGCGCGGCACGGGGCUCCCUCCUGCACACCUAUGCCCCCCGGAUGACAGUGAUCCCCUCCACCCCACCCAACUCGCCUCUGCAGACGCCCACCAGCUCCCCACCCACCUUUGAGUUCAAGUGCACCAGCCCACCCUAUGACACCUUCCUGGCGUCCAAGCCGGCCAGCUCCAUCUUGCGGGAGGUGCGGGAGAAGAAGGGCGUGCGCAGCAGCGGGAGCCAGACCGACGUGUCUGUCGGCAACCUCAACCUCGUGGACAAGGUCCGGCGCUUCGGUGUGGCCAGGGCAGUGAGCUCGGGGUGGGCCCAUGGCCCCGUCUUGACUGAGGAGCAGGGCCCGCUGCUCUGCAUGCCCCCCGGGGUGCCUGGAGGCCUGGUCUCUGAAGGCCUGCCACUGGGCUGCCCGGCCCCCACCGGCGCCAGCGCCGUGGGCAUCCGCAGGAACCGAAGCUUGCCCGCCAUGGUGGGCUCCAGCAUGCAGAUGAAGGCGCCUGCGACGCUCACGCCGGGCGUCUUGAUGGGUGCUAAGCUCCCUGCGCAGACUGGCUUGAGGUGAGGGGCACAGCAGCGUGUCCCACCAGGCACUGCCCCUUCCUGUCCUCUCUGCCCGGCCUCAGGGAUGGCAUGUGGCACAUGGAGACCGGGUGCACCCUGCCCGUCCUGCAGCCCCCAGGAAGUGCCCUGCACUACUGUCCCUUCUGGGGACGUCACCUGUGCUAACUGGGGACCAUGGGUCCCUCCUUCCUCUUUCCUGUCCAGAAGCACUGAGACUCCUAAGGUGUUCUUAUCCUAUGGAUAGGAGCCUGUCAAUUCCGUGCCCUCUGCUCGUGUCGCACCACGAGCUGUCAGGGCCAGGUCUCCCUGACACUGCGCCCUCCUGUGAGAGUGUGAAGAGCCUCUGGCCUCUCCAGGUGGAUGGGGAGCUUUUCUGUCUUUGGUGAGCGGCCUGGCGCCUGCAAGGCCCUCCUCUGCCUUGAAGGAAGGUCUCUUCUUUCCGUGCUGGGGUUUUGCUCUCCAUGCCUUGAACUUGAAGCCUGUCUAUGCUGCGUGCUCAGCUGUCAGGCCGAUGUCCGGCCCAAGAGAGAAUGUGUGUCCCCUCUGCAGACCCGCUCCGCAGCCCUCUUCCAUGUGACGUUUCUGUUCCUACAUACAAGGAAGCUGUGGUACUAGCAGCUCUGUCUCUCUGGGCUUAUGGGACAUCCAGCCCUCGAGUCACUAGGGAGACAGCAGCUUGUUCCUAAGGCCCGCGUGGCAGCAGGACCUUUGAGACCAGACCCGGGCAGCAUUAGUGGCAGGUGGCAGGAAAGCCUGUCUAGACACUCGUCAGCAGGGCAGCAAAGGGCAAGAACCACACCCAGAUAGUAGUGUGCCAGGCCAGGGCCUUGCGGCAAGUGCCCGCCCCCGCUCUGAAGCGGCUGCCCUGGGUGCUCACAGCCCUGUGCGGCCAUUCUGUGUUCCGCCUCUUGUUCCCGGGCGAGCCUGUUCUCCCCAGGCUCCGCCCCCUGCCACUUCCUGUUCUUGGGAAGAGUGAGAGGUGCUGUGGAAAGAACCGUGAGCCAACAAGGAGCCCGGUCUCUGGCUGUCGCGCUUUUAUUUAUUCUUUGUGUGCCGCAUUUUUAGCCCCACCUGUGUGUCUGCAGUUCCUGCCCGCAGGUUAUUUAUUUCUUCCCACUGCUGCUGUGCCUCGGGCCACUCUGCUUUGGGUGGUUUGGGAAGGACCAGUCAUAGACCCAUAAAAUUGUCAUUUUGUGCCCCCCCCCCGCCAGCAGAGAUGUGUCCUUCAGCUACAUGAGGGACACACAUCCACUAAGGGAACUGCGAGAGCUCACCCCAGGGCCAGCGCUGGCCCCCAGUUUCAGACUAUUUCUACUCUGCCCGUGCGAGUGUCGGCGGGUUCUGACUCCCUGCCCACAUACGUGUGCCCCACUGCAAGUAACUUAUCUCUUCGGAUUUGAAUGUAUCUUAAAGCAGUAGGUAGAGUAACAGGAACAUGGAGACCAUGGCCUGAAUGGACCACUUUACAUAUCAGAGAGGAACCGCCCAUCAUCACCAGAAAUACCACUGUAAAAACCGACAGUGCAGAGGUUGCAGUAUUUAGUGUAGUAAGUGCAUAAAUGAUCAACAUUGUGCAGCACCACCGAGAGUGCUGAAAUACAUCGAAAAGCAACAAUAAAAUUUUAUUCGCUAAUGAAUAUCAAUAAAACAAGCCCAAAUGAUGGGAA
Messenger RNA from Chinchilla lanigera (long-tailed chinchilla), 4636 nucleotides. RefSeq names its product trafficking protein, kinesin binding 1 (gene Trak1). Bases 40 to 2970 code for a protein of 976 amino acids. Lineage: Eukaryota; Metazoa; Chordata; Mammalia; Rodentia; Chinchillidae. The transcript is spliced from 16 exons. Gene Ontology annotation, molecular function: GABA receptor binding. Gene Ontology annotation, biological process: endosome to lysosome transport; anterograde axonal transport of mitochondrion; neurogenesis. The record is from RefSeq and is a predicted model, not a curated record. Gene Ontology annotation, cellular component: dendrite.